Papilio machaon (common yellow swallowtail) is the source of this 1018-nucleotide messenger RNA. Its product is annotated as phospholipid phosphatase 6. Bases 192 to 842 code for a protein of 216 amino acids. Lineage: Eukaryota; Metazoa; Arthropoda; Insecta; Lepidoptera; Papilionidae. The record is from RefSeq and is a predicted model, not a curated record. Gene Ontology annotation, molecular function: sphingosine-1-phosphate phosphatase activity. The transcript has 4 exons.
UUGAACAUAUAUACGGCUUGAAAGUUUUGUUUCCUAUCAAUUGUUUUGUUUGUAUUAGAUUAGACGAAGCUUCUAGUGUUUUGCAUUAAUUUUAAUUUUUGUGCCACUAACAUCAAUAUACUCAACUAAACCAUUCUUUGUUUACACAAUUGUGAGGCUCGUAUACGAUAAAUUUCUGUUAACAGCACGCUAUGGACAUGCUAGGUGCAACUGAGGAUAAAAGACAAGUUCCACCAAUGCUGCAAAAGGUGCUUCGUUAUGAUGUACAAAUUACCAAGAAAUUUGUUGAACUGGCUCUCAAGACAACUGCUUUAAGAUCCUUAAGGAAUCAUGCUAAGUUUUUGGAGAUUUCCUGCCAUGGUAUUGUUUGGUUGGCCAGUUGGCUUACUUUCAUAUGGUUGUUUAACAACAAAGAAUUGUACCAGCUUCAAGUUAACAUGUUAAUUGCUCUCAUUUUGGAUAUCAUUGUUGUAGCAGUAGUAAAAGCGUUCGUACGAAGACGUCGACCUAUUCCAAUGAACAAACUUUUAGCUGUUGGACCUGACAAGUAUUCGUUCCCAUCGGGUCAUGCAAGCAGAGCGGUCAUGGUUGUCUUCAUUCUUUCAUAUUUGUACCCUGUAUCGAUCAUAUUCUUACCUCCACUAUUUGCGUGGGCUUGCGCUGUGUCAAUUUCAAGAGUUCUAUUGGAACGACAUUACAUCCUCGAUGUUAUCGGGGGAGUUGGUAUUGGACUAUUAGAGGGUUUAGUUAUGUGUUUAAUUUGGCUUUCUCAGAGUACGUCAGCUAGCCUUUUGUCCACUUUGUCGGAUGAAAAGUUAGAUGGAGGAGAGUAUCAUGUGUAAAAAUUAAAAAAAAAUUGUGUUCUUUUUCAAAGAUUUUACCAAAAAUGUAAAAGUAUUUAGUAUGUUACAAUUGGAUUUUAUAUACGAAACUGUUCUUGUUACUAUUUCUACAUAGAACAAAUGUAAAUGUAUGCAGACGUAGAGUUUUAUCUUUCUUCUUCGCUUUUGUUUUAAAG